CCAAAUACAAAAUAUGAAGCUAUUAUUCUUCCUUACCAUUUUUACUCUAUCAAAAUGCAGCUACACUCUCGCUAACGCCUCGUAUUUCGCCUUAAGCCUGGAUCUGACUGGAACUUCAGAAGUAACAAAUGUUAUGUUCACUUUGGAGUUCCCUUCGAGUACAUAUCCUAUAGGGAAUUCGGCUUAUAUUACGACUGCUUGUGUAAGGAUGAUGAAUGAUACUUAUUCUACAAUAGCUGAUACGAAUACUUUGGCAGGGUUUGCAAUUCAGUGGGCAUGAAGUUCAAGUUGUCAAACAGUAGCAGAUGUGUAUGCAACGGUGAAGUACUACUCAGGCUACAAUUUCGGCUUCAACCCCACUACCAAUACGUCAAGCACCACAUCUCUCUUAUCCGAAACAAGGAACCUCCCUUACACAUCGUCCUCCAACCACGACCUAAAACAAGUCUACCUGUACCUGACAUCCCUCAGCUCCCAAAACCUAACAUACUUAGGCUUGCCCCAGCCCCAACAAGUAUUCCACUACAGAUGCUAUACUUCCUUCAACCACUCUCUAUCCAUCCCUUUAGACUCGGCUGUUGCUGACUUAGGGACGACAUUAGGAAGUGAAGUUAUGGUUGAGGUGGAAAUUCGGAGCAAAGCUAAUGUAAUUGUGCAGCUUGGGGCAGCGGUUGUGACUGGCGUCUGGUUGUGCCUCUUUUAG
This is a messenger RNA of Moneuplotes crassus, 703 nucleotides long. The record is from the annotation of a GenBank genome assembly. NCBI's taxonomy places the organism in Eukaryota, Ciliophora, Spirotrichea, Euplotida, Euplotidae.